Nicrophorus vespilloides is the source of this 2717-nucleotide messenger RNA. Its product is annotated as tensin-3-like. The coding region runs from base 1 to 1653 and encodes 550 amino acids. The record is from RefSeq and is a predicted model, not a curated record. The transcript has 6 exons. Lineage: Eukaryota; Metazoa; Arthropoda; Insecta; Coleoptera; Silphidae.
AUGAGCGAGGCGAGGGACGAGGAGAGCGAUGAGAGUCAGGUUCGGUCGGAUGGACGCAACGAGAGCUGCUGGUGUGAGAGUCGGAGGCGGCGGCGGCAGCGUCGACGGCCGGCACUGAAUAUGCAGAUUGGACGGCCGCCGCCGCAUAAACGGCACACGUUUAACGUGCCCGGAUUCCCGAACGGAUUGAAAGAGGCGGUUGGGUCGAAACGCAAGACGGUUCUUCUGGUGGUGACUUUGGCUGGAAUAAAAGUAUGCAUCCCGGACGGAACGGUUGUUCGUAUGGCCCACGCUCUUCGUCGCAUCUCUUACGCGACUUGUGAUCCAGAACGAUUGCUGUUCAGCUUCUUAGCGAGAGAACCAAGAGGUCAUUUCAGCUUGCAAUACUGUCAUUCAUUCGUAACGGAAUCAGCGCAGCAGGCUGAGGAGUUGAAUUCCAUUGUCGGAAAUGCAUUUCGCAUGGCCUACGCGGCACAGCUGCAGAAACAGCCCAGUUUUCAAGACGUAAUUGCCUCCCAACUGGAUCAGACCCAGACGGAUAAAGUUCUUUGGACGAAGGAAUUGUCCUGUGGAUUAAAGAAAGAUAAAAACCCUGUGUUGAAUAACAAUCAAUCGUGCGAGAUGGAUGUGCAGCUAAAUAACACGGACGCAUCGGCCCUGAGGCUGGCACCACCCAGUUCGAUUCCGGGAUUGAAGCCGACCCACAAAUACAAUGUGCUUGGGCCAUCCGAGAAGAGCCAGAGCCAGCAGAGCACACCCAGCAGCGAUGAAAGCAACUCCCCGACGGAAAUGAACUCGUACAAACGUAUGACCGAGAAACCGCCGCUAAUAAAGAGACUGGCGAUGGGUUUCACCACGAACAACCACAACCCCGAUGACGAUAGCUGCCCUCUGGUUAAUAACGACAGCUCCCUGAACAGCACCCCGAGCAGCCCGACGAACCGCCCACUCUCCGGGGGCUACGUCAAUGAAACGGUGAACGAGGAUAGCAAGACCAGCAUCAAAUCGGAGAACGUGCCCAAACAGAUCGAGAUCGAGAGCAACAGGAUUCUGCAAUCGUCUCCCGCCUCCACCGAGCAGGAGUUCAAGACCAAGCGCAUCUCGCAGAUAAGUUCGAGCAGUUCAAGCUCCUGUCCACAAACGGGGACGGACGCGCCUUUGUUGGGCUUCACUCCGACGCCGCCGCCGCUUCCAGAGAGGACGGACUCUUUGAACAACAAAGAGGAAGGCGAGCUGCGCUUAGCACCAUGGUUCCAGGCUGGUAUCCCCAGGGAGAUAGCCUUAGAGAUCCUCGGUCAGGAGCCUGUCGGAGCUUUCAUGGUCAGGGAGAGCACCAGCAAACCGGGAUGCUUUGCCCUCAGUCUUCGAGUUCCCAGGAACUUCCAACCCACCGGCAUCGCGCAUUAUCUCAUCGUGCGAACGAACAAAGGCUACAAAAUUAAGGGCUUUACCAAGGAAUUCACAACUCUGACUUCGCUGAUUACGCACCACUCAGUAAUGCCUGAGCUACUGCCGUGUCCGCUCUCCCUCAGCAGAUACAAUCCCAGCUUCGUGCGGUCCGACUCCAAACGUGACUUUGCCGACAUCGACUUGGACCCGGACUACAACACCCUCGCCGACUUCAGGAAAAUGAUGGCCGAUCUAAACGUAUAAACAACAACAGCAACAACAUCAUCAUCAUCAGAAAGAAAAAAGAACAUACACACACCCAACUUCAUUAACUAAAUUAUUUCCUAGUCCUAGUCCUAUACAAAUAUCCAGCAAAACAAAUAUAAAAUGAAAGAAAUUGUAUAUAUUUAAAAGACACUAAAGUGUGUACCUUGUGAUACCUUGCAUUUUAUAUGGAAAUCGAGAAAAAGUUUUGUUCGUUGUAAAACCCCCUCCCUCCCCAUUACUUUUUGUUCGUUUUUGGUUUGUUCGUUGUUAUACGGAGAUGUGAGACUACUACUGCUUUUCGGUGUUAUACAUUUCGGAACUCGAUUGGCGAAACGCUUGAUUGCUUGGUUACUAGUGGGAUUUAUUUUUCGGAGAGUGAUUUCUUGGACCAAUGAAGAGACUUUAUAUUCAGUUUUAAUUUAAGCCACCUAGUCUUGUGUACGUGUUUCCACCAUCGCCCGAAGCCAUCAAACCCAACACCCCCAUCUUACUGUCCUUCCCUCCCCCCAAACAAAAAAUAUAUAAAAACGUUCCCCUUGUGUAAAUAAAGACAACAUUCUGGUAUAAAAUAUGCAAUUCGUGUUCUUCUUUCGUUAUUUUUUUAUUUCUUCAAUACUAGUCACCCGAAUUCCACACGCGCUAUUUGUAAAUCAGCGGUUCUUAAAAAAUAAAGAUUUGUGCUAUUUGCUCAUAUACUUUGAUCACUUCUUGGAUCAGAGACUGAGAACCUCUGCUGUAACAUAGCCUUUGUAAACAAAUAACUGUAAAAGUAUUUAUUUUCCUUUUAAGUUUACAAUUAUCGUUUUAUUAUAACACCAGUUUAUUUGUUGUUGUGAAGCUCUGCAGAACAUUUCACUUCCUGCAGCAGAACUUUUAAUUUAAAUUAUAUCAAAUUUAUUCCUUCCUGUGUUUGUUGCCACAACAACAGCAACUGUGUACAUACCGGUGCGGAUGUAAGGUGUGUGCGCACUUCCGCCGAUCGUCGGACUAUAUUAAUGAGCAACUCUGACUUUCCUUCGUGGACCUUUGUUAAUAAGCGCAUCCAAUUACUUUUUUAUAUU